UUGUGGUUCGGAUGCAUCCAACCCAGAGAAUAAGGAUACUGUUACGACAACCAAACACAAGAGCGUCAAGGGGGAAACUGGAUGCUGGGGGAUUUUACAGCACCUUAUCUGCAAGUUGCAGAUGUUCUUGUGUCCUUGAGACGUGCUGUUGUCUUUGUUGGGGGAGACAUUCAAGGUUUCUCGAUUUCCAUUACGGAAUUCGAAGGUAACCUCCAGCGACGAAGUACAGAAUCAAUAGCAGCAUCGCAUCAAGACCAGAUACUGACCUGCCAAAGGUGGCGCCUUGAUGCAGGUAUGGACGUGCUGAAGACGAAGCUGGAGCGAUGCCAUCACAGCGGUGCGCACACUGGAGAAUCUCCCACUCCAUGUGUCUCAAUGGCAGAGGUUGCAGACCCGCGUCUGGGAAGCUGUCCAGAGACUGCUUGUGUUAGAGUCUCCCCAGGCUCGUCCCUCACAGUUGGUGUGGAUGGGGCUGAGACGGUUACGAUUGGGCCUCUGCUCCUUGUGCAACAAACUCCACCACUGAAUCCAGCAGAAAAAGUGGUUGGAGCAGAUGUUACCAGCGAAGCAAGUGUGGUUGGAGCAGAUGUUACCAGCGAAGCAAGUGUACACUAUGACAUGAGGUCAGCGGAGCAAGAUUCUGAUUCAGUGGAGUCCACACGGCAGCUGCAGCAAGAUCUGAACCACAACGUGAAGACACUUGCAGCAGCCGUCAAGGUCGCGGACUCCCAGCUGAAACAGUUGGACGCCCGCAUUGCUACUCUGGAGGCAGGGCCUCCCCAAGCAGCGAUAGGCUGCACGACAGACACAACGAAGCAGAUCAUUGGGCGCAUCGAUCAUGUCGUCAAUCUUAUCGGUGACCUAGGUGUUUUCACUUGGCCGAACACGAUCAGCAGCACGGUGGCCGCCAUCAAGACGAACAUCACCAAGCUGCAGACGAGACCGGACGCCGCUACCAAGAAUUUCAAGAUGCCGCAGUUCACCAUCAGCAAGUUCGACGACUACAACAAGACCGACGCUUUGACAUGGUGGCAAGGUUUCCUCACGGAAGCAUCCUGCCGCAUUGUCCCGGCUGAAGACAUGUUGAAGGCGCUCUACCUACAACUGAUUGGAGGAGCGCAGGCAUGGAUGAAUCACCUGGCGGGUACCAAGCAAUGCACCAUCGCCGAACUCCACACGCACAUCACGUGGAAGGAGUUCGAGCAACUAUGGUUCACUCGAUUCAUGGUCCGCAACGUCGUGAAGGCGGCUAUGAACGAGGUGUACACUUGCUCACAGGGAAAUAUGCCAACUCAAGACUGGACGAAUAAGUGGCAAAAGAUAGUGACCACGCCAGGCUUCGAUUUGAGUUUUUCAAACCAACGAUCCGAGUUCUUCUCGCGAUCAUGCGCAGGAUUGCGGUCGACACUCAGCAACGAGUACGACUAUACCUCGUUCCAGGCUAUUCUGGACCGCACAAACCUGGUCAUCCAAACGGACGACAAGGACGCUAACGAGAAGCAGUCCCAACCGCACUAUGUGGCUAAAAUUGGCGACGCCAUAGCUCGGAAUGACAUCGAGGAGAUGGGCCUUGUAUUCUUGCAUGCUCUCCCCUCGCCGAACGGACCAGCCGCGUCACCGCCGGACCCACGCAUUUCUCACCUCUUGGACGCGUAUAGAGACGUCUUCGAGGCCCCCAGUGGAACGGUUUCGGAUCGGCCCAUACGUCAUGGGAUCACUCUCGAGACUGGCGCCGUCCCUCCGCGUGGAUGCAUCUACCGCAUGAGCGAAGAGGAACUCGAGGUGCUUCGCGCACAACUCGAUGACCUUCUCGACAAGGGCUGGAUUCGCCCUAGUUGUUCGCCCUACGGUGCCCCUGUUCUCUUCGUCCGGAAGAAGAACAAAGAUCUACGGUUAUGCAUCGAUUAUCGCAAACUUAACGCACAAACCAUAAAGAACGCCGACCCUCUCCCUCGGAUUGAUGAUCUUCUUGAGCGGUUAGGCGGCUCGACGUACUUCUCGAAGUUCAACUUGAAGUUGCGCUACCACCAGAUUGAAAUCCAACCUCAAGAUCGGUACAAGAUCGCAUUGAAGACGCGGUACGGGCAUUUUGAGUGGGUUGUCAUGCCUUUUGGCCUCACCAAUGCCCCCGCGACUUUCGAAGCAGCGAUGACAACUGAGUUUCGCGACUUGCUCGUUCGCAGCGUCCUUAUCUACCUUGAUGACAUCUUGGUUUACAGCAUUCGUCCCUUAGCGGACAAGAUCCAAGCCAUCGUGGAUUGGCCGGAACCCCGUUGCAUGACGGAUGUACACUCUUUCAUGGGUUUGGCUGGAUAUUAUCAGCGAUUCGUCGAGUCAUACUCGAAAGUGGUCGCUCCUUUGUCGAGACUUCAGUCCCCGAAGGUGCCCUUCGAGUUCGACGACGCAGCCCGUGGCGCGUUCACUACGUUGAAGGCAGCGAUGCAAGCCGCACCUGCMCUSCGUAUAUAUGACCCCACCCUUCCCACCCAAGUGACUAYGGACGCUUCGGGAUACGGUAUUGGUGCGGUGUUGGAACAAUGUCACGAGGACGGUUGGCAUCCGGUCGAGUAUUUCUCCCAAAAGGUGCCUCUCGUCAACACUCUCGACGACGCUAGGAAGAAAGAGUUACUCGCGUUCGUCACCGUUCUCAAAUGGUGGCGCCACUUUCUUCUCGGCCGUCAGCGUUUUAAAUGGAAUACGGACAACAAUCCGUUGACCUUUUACAAAAUGCAGGAUACGGUCACUAGCAUGAUCGGUCGAUGGAUGUAUUACAUCGACCAGUUCGAUUUUGACCCGUGUCACAUUCCCGGUCCAGCCAAUCGAGCUGCGGACGCCCUCUCACGACGGCCCAACUUUUGUGCCAUUGUGACCACGACAUUGGACCUCGAUAAGGAUCUGCAGCCGCAUUUCGUCAAAGGCUACAAGUCCGAUCUAACUUACUCUACGCUUUACGCGUAGCUUUCAUUGGAUCACCCGCCGGCUAGCCACUAUCGGAUUUCUGACGGGUUCUUUCUCCUUCACACGAGAGGAAAGGACUUGUUAGUUGUGCCCCAAGA
This is a messenger RNA of Chara braunii, 3056 nucleotides long. Lineage: Eukaryota; Viridiplantae; Streptophyta; Charophyceae; Charales; Characeae. The record is from the annotation of a GenBank genome assembly.